UGCGCUUUGCAUGCCGGGAAGUGUAACCCUGCGAUACCGGUCUGUAAACCGAGUCUAGUGGGCGGAGCAACCGGACAACAUGGAGUCAGCAACGGAGAGGGCUAGCGGCUUUAUCGGUGCCUCGGAGUACGAUGGCCGGAUAGGAGAGCUGCAGCGGAGACUGAGGGACUGUGAAAGGAAAAGAUUGGAGUUAGAAAAUAAGUUAUUUCAGUACAGCUCUUCGGAUGUGCACAUACGUCAUCUUAAGUAUGCAAAGCUUAAACAUUCCUUGAAAGACGUGUGUGAGAAGGAGAAGAAAGCACGCCUUAGAAACAAGACUUUUCUACAGGAGAUUCAUCGCAUUGAAUCAGGCCUGCAUGAUCUAAUAUCGAAUACAUGCACACUUCAGCAAAAUAAGAUGCUGCAACUUUCACGACAAACUGAAAUUAACACAGGCGCAGAUAUGUCAGGAAGAAUGUAUCAUCCGGCGACAAUCUUCAUGGGCCGCCAAAUGUCAGCCAACUCAAGCAUUGAACAUUGCCUUACACAGAGGAAAUCUCCCCAGCCCACAAAGAGCUUUUCAAUUUCUGACCCACAUUCAGUCAGACAGGCAGCAAUAAACAGCAAUCUGACAGACAGCUGUGUAGUACCAGCUAAUAGUGAUAUUCAGUGCUUAAAUAAGCCUGACAAAAUAGAUGGGAAGACAUCCUUUCAGAUUAGUCAAAAAAUGCCGGUCACAUCCAUAGUAUCUUCCAAGGAUGGAGGAACACACCGUUCAGAGAUCGACAAGCCUCAAAGUGGUAAGAAACAUUUACUUGAAAGCAAGCAAUCUGCACAACUUAGCGCACACAGUCUGGAAAGAUUAAGUCCAGAGAACAGAGCAGGGGAUUUGCAGAAUGACAGCCCAAGCAACAAGGUGGAAGAAUCACUCAUGUAUGAAAGCCUGGUUCCUAAUGAAGAGAGAUUUACACACACAAGCCCCUCUGGAUCUUUACCUGAUGCCUGUGAUUACAUAAAUAAACAAACAUCAGAUAAACAUAGCGCCUGUGAAAAUCUGUCAGAAGGUGAUGAACAGGUGAAACAACUGAUCCAAAAUGAAGAAGACCAUGAAUUUCUCGACAGCAGCAGUGAUCUCACUGUCUCUUUUAGUGAUUCAGAUGUAAGCUCUGCAGAUCCACUUGAUAAAAUAGAGCACAAGCCUCCGGUUGUAAAUUUCAUGAAAUCUGAAAAGAACACCGCUAAUAAAGGAGCCACAGACCUCAAUUCCCAUUUUACUUUUGGCCGUCAUUUAGAUGAAGAAUCUUCAGUAAAUCGGAAUACCUUAUCUGACAAAGGAUUUCUACAUUUGCUCCAGUCAAUAGAAGAGAUGGUUGUUAAGCUGGAGCCUGAAUCUAUUAAUAUAUACCAAAAUACUGAUUUAAGUCAGUCAAAGAGGAAUCAUCUCAUAAGUCUUUGUAACCAGUUGAAGACUCAGAAUGUAGAAGACCUUGAGGCUUGCACUGCUCUUGUCCUCCUCGAACUUCAGAGGCUGUUGAAAAUCACAUUAUAUGGGUACUCCCCAUCAUGGGAAAAUCCAAAAGAGUACAAAAGCAAUUCAGAUGAAGGAGAGAAACCAAGACCUGUCUCAAAACUAGUCCAAGAUCGUCUGCUCGAUCACAUUGCUUUUUUGAAUGAUCACCAAAUUUUCAGUAAAAGAGACCUCCCUAGAAGUUUAUCGAUAAUUUUAUCGUGGAAUGAUCAACUUCACCAGAAGGAUGUGUCACGAAUGGGUGAGGGCAAGAAGAAUAUGUCUCCUGAUUCCAGCCGUGAAACACAAAGUAGUGUGUCUCUGAAGAGUGACCCGACUGGCAUUAAAAUUCACAAAAACAUUCCAAAUAAAAACUUCACAAAAACAGCAGAACAAGUGAACUCUGAGGAAUCACAGAAGAUUAGAGACACUACCAUCCAAGACAUCAAACAUUCUUUAGCAGACAAUCAGGAGGAUACCAGCGAUGUAUCAGAGCUCGAAAUUCCUGGAUUAACAACUGGUGACAGCAAUUUCAGGCCAAAAGCAAACAAUGCACUGAGUUCAGAAACCACUUACUCAUCAAGUGAAAAGACUCCAUUAUCCAGAAAAGAAGAUGCAACCAAGAAAAAAGCCAAUGUACAAUCUCGCACUGUAUCUACUAACAUGAAGUCUAAAGCAUUUUGGGGAGAGUCUGAAGACAGCAGUUCAGAAAUUGAAGCCAUACUGAGACCACAAACUCAACAUGAAGAGGAUGAUUUUGAUGAUUUCUUUGAUUAAAAUGUUAUACAUGGAAAUGGGUGAUUUUUCUUUUUACAUUUUUGGCGAACUUGGAAAGCUGCCUUCAAGCUUUUGGAUUUUAUUUGCUUAGUGUUUUGUUUUGUUUUGUUAUAAUAUGAAACCGUAGUGAAGACAAGUAGAAUAUACUCUUUUUGAAAUGUCCUUAUUCCCUUAUGUAAUACUGUAUGCAUUUGUUUUUUAAUACUUUUAUCUGUGAUAAAACCAAAUGUAACUGUAUUACAUUUGAAGGCAUUGUUUGAUGUUUUUACUAUCUUACUACCAAGAAUUGUAUUUGAAUAUCACUUUCCUGUCUACCCCAGAGAUCCACUUCAACUAUAAAGAGCUGCAAGUAUAGCGAUGUUUAAAGGGGAACUGUGCCUUUUCUAAGUUUAUAUUUACUUAUGCCUAUA
This is a messenger RNA of Pelobates fuscus (common spadefoot toad), 2673 nucleotides long. It is a transcript of the gene KIZ, whose product is annotated as kizuna centrosomal protein. Gene Ontology annotation, biological process: spindle organization. NCBI's taxonomy places the organism in Eukaryota, Metazoa, Chordata, Amphibia, Anura, Pelobatidae. Gene Ontology annotation, cellular component: centrosome. The record is from RefSeq and is a predicted model, not a curated record. The transcript has 13 exons. The coding region runs from base 80 to 2263 and encodes 727 amino acids.